CUACAGCCCCUUCGAUGACCUAGCGCUGAACUCGAGUCUCGGCGCUUUGCCCAGGUUUCCUUUAUUCUUCUAGAGAAUCCAGCACAGCCACACCCGCAGCAUACCCGAGGCCUCCCUACGCCCCGGCUCCACUGCUACGCUACUGACGUAGCAGCUUCCACUAGCCUCUCUGCCGGGGGACGGCCCCAUUCCAGAUGCCCGUUUACGCCCGCGCGGUUGGCGAUAGGGUUCGAGUUGCGCUCGCUGGGCAGGGAGAGAUUCCUGAAAGCUGCUUACGCGGAGAGCUGGGGGAGGGCCUAGUUGCUCCGCGCAGCCUUACGCCGCUGACGCAGCGUACCCCAAGAUGGCGGCUCGGUCGUCGUCGGUGGCGGCAGCGCUGGCGGAGGGGGCGGUGGCAGUGGCAGCCGUGAAGCGAACGGCAGCAACGGAGGAGGCGGUGGCGGCCGUGACGGCGGCAGCGGCGACGACGACGACGACGGGUCUGGGGCGGGAGGAAUGAGGCGACCGAGGCGGGACAGCGGCAGAGCCGUGUAGCGGAGAAGCGGCUCCCUCCUCUGCUCCCUCCCGGCGCGAGCGCGCCUGGGGCCGGUCCCGGAGCGGCCUCCAGACCCGACCACGACCCGGACCCUUAUCCCACCGGCGGCAGCAGCGGCCCCUCCUCCUCCUCCUCCUCUUCUUCCUCCUCUCUCCACGCCCCCCUCCUGCCCUGACCCCGCGAUCCCGAUCCCGGACGAUGAUGAAGUUCAAGUCGAACCAGACCCGGACCUACGACGGCGACGGCUACAAGAAGCGGGCCGCGUGUCUGUGCUUCCGCAACGAGACAGAGGAGGAGGUGUUGCUGGUGAGCAGUAGUCGUCAUCCAGACAAAUGGAUUGUCCCUGGAGGAGGCAUGGAGCCUGAAGAGGAGCCAAGUGUAGCUGCUGUUCGGGAAGUGUGUGAAGAGGCUGGAGUGAAAGGGACAUUGGGAAGAUUGGUAGGCAUUUUUGAGAACCAGGAAAGGAAGCACAGAACAUAUGUCUAUGUGCUUAUUGUUACAGAAGUGUUAGAAGAUUGGGAGGACUCUGUUAAUAUUGGAAGGAAAAGGGAAUGGUUUAAAAUAGAAGAUGCCAUAAAAGUCCUGCAGCAUCACAAACCUGUGCAGGCCUCAUACUUUGAAACCUUGAGGCAAGGCUACCUGGCCAACAAUGGCACUCUGGUCAUGGGUACCACAUACUCGGUUACCAGUCAGAGCUCGUUGUCAGACAUUAGAUGACUGAAGACUGCCUCCCAAGAGAAAAGGAAAUUGGAAAAUAGACUGAGAUCUGGAUCUCCUCUUCUCUCCCCAAUUCUUUCCCCAUCCCCUCCCAUCACAUGCCUCCUCUUUGAAACAAGGCAUAGGCAGCAGCCUGAAGCAGAGGAAGUGUUUUUUGAUAAUGUUGCUGUUUGGUAUUAAGUGGAGCUUUUUUUCUUUUUUUCUUUUUCUAAAAAAUCCUCUUUUGAGGCCUGGGGGGAUGGGUAUUAUUUCAUAAAGUAUAUAUUGUGCAUGAUGUGUCCUUUCUCUUGGCACCACCACUACUCUCUGAAGAGAGAUGGACAGCUUCUCCUCAGCCUGGCACUCUGAAGCGUUUCUAUGUGUCCAAUUCCCAUUCUGGCCAGACAUUUUUCUCUUUUUUAAAAUGAGAAGAUAAUAAUGUGAGGCCAUCUCUUCCAGUGAGUUUGUCCUACAAUGUGCUGUUCAGACCUGUAAGUCGGUCAUGUUCAGUGCAUGAUGCAUUUAUAUGCAUAUUAUAUGUCAACAUAUAAUAUGUAAAUAAAUGAUUGUAGAAGGACAUAUUUAAGAGUCUAAUUUUGCAAUUUCUUUCACUUCAAGAGUUCCAGAAGAGGAGAAAAAGAGUUUCUUAAUUAACCUGCCUUGUAGGCUUAAUCUAGGCCAGUUUCCUUGAUCGUUCUUCAACUUGCCCACCCUUUUUCCAUUUGCAAUAACAGCCUGGGUGAGGAAAGAACAGGACAGCCUUCAAACCACCCCUGGUGCUCCCAGUCUUCUGUCAUCUAAGCUGGCAGAAGAGAACAUGGCGAACACUUCUUUUUUUACCCAGGCAGGAGGAGCAAGUAGCCUCAAUGUAGACCUAGUGAAAGAGUGAUAGAAUGGACUCUCAGCCUGCCCUGACCACAAGGAGGAUUGGAACUGGAGCUCUUGGGAAUAAACUCGACAAAGAACUGGAAUAGCCAACCCUGUUUUGUAUCCUGCCAGUUUGAAGUUCUUUCCGUGGCCCUACUUGGAGAUGAUGAUCUCUCUCUUCUUGUCCAUAUGCCUUACUGCGCUGACUGGAUAUUGUUUUUGUGCAAAAGCAUCCAACUGUUUUUCCUCAGUGUAGCUGCACAUGUUCUUCCCCUGCUGUGCUGUGCUAGGGUGACCGCCUGGUGUUCCCAGAAAGAAGCACAUGAGGGGAAAAUUCAUAUGUUCACUAUUGUGUUUGUGGUGUGGCAGCACUUAUCAUUUUACCUUGGAGCAUGCUCAGAAUAUUAAAUUGUCUCCUGCUGUGUGAAUACAGAAGGUACAACUUUACCCAGAAGUACUAGUGUAGAGGACUCUUAAUCAUUUACUAGAAUAGCUACAUAAUGUAUUGGCACACUUUAAACUCUUCUGUUGGUUUAUUGAUGUUUCAUACUGUCUUUAUUUGCCAACUGUAUUGUUUAGUUGGGAAAUAAAAAAGGAAAUGGUUGUGAGUUUGGGGUAUGGGCGGGGGCAGGGCAUUAGUUAAUCCCUGGCUUGGGACAGGAGGUUGUUGCUAGGUUCUUAGUAGCAUCUCUUUUGUCAAAACAUAGCCAAGAUGUGAAAUUAAAUCUGCAGUACUCUUUUAUUUAAUAAUUCUAAUAAAUACUUAGACUUUCAAAAAGGUUUUUUUCUUCCCUCCUACAAAAAAGGAUAAGUCUGGUAGACCUAUCAAUUUAGUGUCUAACUCUGGAGAAGAAGAUAGCUGAUUUUAGAAGCUUGCAGACAGGAAGAUCACAACAAAGCUAAGCUUUGAAUUACAGGGCCAAAAAGCAGGACUAGCAUUUUUGUCAAGAGUACCGUAAUCCCAUGCUAAUAUUUUCAUAUCCAUAGUUCAGGAUUUCCAGUGGUUUGAGAUAUUAUACUUUGAUUCUAAAUGUUGAACUUGGUUCUCUACGUGGCCAUUUUAAACUGGUUUUAAGAAGCCCACUCCCUACUUAAGAAGCUCACCAAGGUCCUGCCCAAAAAAGCCAAGAAAACGAUAAAAUUGAAUCAAAUCCAAGUCUUAAGUGAUAUCCUAAGAACAUAGCCAUCUACUUCUGCCUUCCAGACUAAUUCUGGCCUUUUGCUAUAUGGAUUUGCUGUUUUCAAAAUGCUGUUCAGGAAAACAGCUGGUACUCCCGAAAGAACAGCUGACGUUUUGAUAGCAGUAGCAUGCAUGCCUUUCUUGAAAAUGUUGUUACUGAUCUGUUAAAUUCAAAUGUAGGGGUAGAAUGUUAUCAAUGACUGCUGAUGGCAUUUUUGUUUAGGUCAGGAAAAUAAAUUGUGCCAACAAAGUGUUUUAAUGUGGCAUCAAUCAGUACUAUUAAUGCCCUUAGCUGAAGAACUUGUUAAAAGACUCCGUGGGAAAAUGAGAGCUUUGUUUGAGUACAUAGUUAAAAUAAGUGCAUUGCCGCACCAUACUUCCAGCGAAUGAAGGUUUUGUUUUUCCUUUCCAUGUCACAAAAUUCCAUUCCCAUCUUUUCUAGUGUGUAGUAGAGAUCUCUCCUGAUAGAAUAGGUGGAUCAACUGGAUGGAUGGAUACAGUGACCUUUAACUUCCUGAGCCCAUUUCCCCGAGGAAAACAAGAGAAAGAAAAAAAAAGUGUAUAUAUAUGCACAAACCAUCCACAUAAUCUCUAAGAAGAACUUGCCCUCUUGGUUUUACUCAUAUUUUAGCAGCCAUGUACAUGGUAUCUAUUUCUGAAUACUCUCUAAAAAAAGAGUAGACAUUGGUUGGCUUUUUUUUCUUUUAAAAUGUGUUUAUGUUCCCCUUUUCUCCCUAAAGGUUGAUAAAGAUGGCAGCCAUUUGGGAAGGCUUCUGAUUGGAUCAUUGGAUGCCAGUAGGACUGUCUCACCUUUCUUGGAGAAAAAGAAAAGAGAGAAAGAGAGAGAGAGUUGUGUGUGUGUGUGUGUGCGUGUGAGAUGCCUGAUAUGUAAGUGCAGUCAUUGAAUUUACUUUCCUAGGAUGAGAUGCAGAUACUUUGUUGUACAAUAAGAAGGUUCAUCACUGGGCCCCUACGAAGUUGGGGGUAACUACAGAGGAUCAAAGAGAGAAACAGCAUGAACCUGAGCCACAUCAUUUCUGAGAUUGUACAUAGUUUCAGAGUAGAUCCUCUGCACUCUUUCUGCUGUCACCCCAGAUGUGCUCCACAGCUCAGCAGUAGAAUCUGUGGCUUCACCUCUCAACCCCAAGUCUAGGGCUAGAAAACAUCUGGGUGGAAGUAACAUGAAUAAACAGUACUUGAGGGGUAUGUUGCAGGAGCUUUGCAAUCCUGUUUCUACACAGUCAAGUUCCGCUGUAAUGAAGAAAUAUUUUCUCUGGGUGUUAGAAGUUGGUGAGUAGCCCAUGGCAGAGCCUUUUACUCCGAAGAAGAGAAUAUUUUUGUUUUUGUCGCUUAUAAGGAGAAAAAAAGUUCUCUAAUGAAGAGUGUCUGCUUUUCAUCCUCUAGGUAACUUAAAUAGAGGACCAUCAGUGGGCACCGGUUAGACCCUAGUGUAUAUUCUCCUUUACUGAAAAAUUUGUAAUUUCCAUUUAAUGUAUUGAUCCAUAGAGGCCUAAAUAAGUUUCCCCCACUUCCUUUUCCUUUAAAUUAGCUUAUUCUGAGCCAUGUUUACUUUUUCAAUUAAUAAAGA
Molecule: messenger RNA, 4866 nt
Organism: Gracilinanus agilis (Agile Gracile Mouse Opossum)
Lineage: Eukaryota; Metazoa; Chordata; Mammalia; Didelphimorphia; Didelphidae
Gene: NUDT3
Product: nudix hydrolase 3
Exons: 5
Coding region: 734-1252 (172 amino acids)
Biological process (GO): adenosine 5'-(hexahydrogen pentaphosphate) catabolic process; diphosphoinositol polyphosphate metabolic process; diadenosine pentaphosphate catabolic process
Cellular component (GO): nucleus; cytoplasm
Molecular function (GO): bis(5'-adenosyl)-pentaphosphatase activity; endopolyphosphatase activity; diphosphoinositol-polyphosphate diphosphatase activity
Source: RefSeq, a predicted model, not a curated record